Molecule: messenger RNA, 1248 nt
Organism: Euleptes europaea (tarantolino)
Lineage: Eukaryota; Metazoa; Chordata; Lepidosauria; Squamata; Sphaerodactylidae
Product: zinc finger protein OZF-like
Exons: 5
Coding region: 1-1248 (415 amino acids)
Biological process (GO): negative regulation of transcription by RNA polymerase II
Molecular function (GO): DNA-binding transcription repressor activity, RNA polymerase II-specific
Source: RefSeq, a predicted model, not a curated record
AUGGAAGAGGAGGACCCAGAAGGAUCCGGAACUGGCAAGACAGCGAGGAAAGACCCCCAUCCCACCCAGGCUGGGAGUGGUGUUGAAUUCUGGGAAAGAGCUGUGCCCAAAGUCCAGUAUCAGGACACUGUGAUCUCCAAUGUUCAUCGCCAACGCUUCCGGUGUUUCCACUACCAGGAGGCUGAUGGGCCCCGAGAAAUGUGGGGACCCCCCCUGAAGAUGGAAGCCAACUCCUGUGAGCCAGAGCGAGUUCUGUCGGAGGAAGAGCAGGGGGCACAGGCCCCGGAGCGUGCUCAGGAGGCUGGCUCACAUGGGCAUUUAAGAAACCACCGAGGGGAGAAACCUUUUGAGUGUUCAGUCUGUGGAAAGAAAUUCAGUCACCGUGGCAAUUUUAGAAAGCAUCAAAGAACCCACACCGGGGAGAAACCUUUUGAAUGCUUGGAGUGUGGAAAGAAAUUCAGUCAGAGUAGCAAUCUUCAAAAGCAUGAAAGAACCCACACUGGGGAGAAACCUUUUGAAUGCUCAGAGUGUGGAAAGAAGUUCAGUUUGAACUCCAGUCUUCAAAAGCAUCAAAGAACCCACACUGGGGAGAAACCUUUUGAAUGCUCUGAGUGUGGAAAGAAAUUCAGUCAGCGUUGCCAUCUUCAAGAACAUCAAAGAAUCCACACUGGGGAGAAACCUUUUGAAUGCUCAGAGUGUGGAAAGAAAUUCAGUCGGAGUCGCAUUCUUCAAGAGCAUCUAAGAACGCACACUGGAGAAAAACCUUUUGAAUGCUUGGAGUGUGGAAAGAAAUUCAGUCAGAGUGGUCAUCUUCAACAGCAUCAAAGAACCCACACUGGAGAGAAACCUUUUGAAUGCUCAGAGUGUGGAAAGAAAUUCAGUCGGAGUGACGCUCUUCAGCAGCAUCAAAGAACCCACACUGGGAUGAAACCUUUUGAAUGCUUGGAGUGUGGAAAGAAAUUCAGUCAGAAGUGUGGAAAGAAGUUCAGUUUGAACUCCAGUCUUCAAAACCAUCAAAGAACCUACUCUGGGGAGAAACCUUUUGAAUGCUCAGAGUGUGGAAAGAAAUUUAGUCAGAGUGGCCAUCUUCAAGAUCAUCAAAGAAUCCACACUGGGGAGAAACCUUUUGAAUGCUCAGAAUGUGGAAAGAAAUUUGGUCGGAAUUCCAUUCUUCAGGAGCAUCUAAGAACCCACACUGGAGAGAAACCUUUUGAAUGCUCAGAGUGUGGAAAGAAAUUCACAUUGUAA